AUGGACCCCGAGGCGUCUCUGGUGCCGGGCGCCGUGCCGCCACAGUCAUGGCGUGCCGGCGACCUCCAUCCACAUCAGCAUCAGCAGCAACAGCAACAGCUGCUGCUGCAAAAUCAGCAUCAGCAGCAGCUACAGAACCAGCAUCAACAACAGCUGCAACAACAACAACAGCACCAGCAGCAUCAACAGCAGCACCAGCUGCGGCAUCCACAACAUCUCCCACAACAGCAACCAUACCAGCGAAUGGGCAAGCAGCUACCGCAAAAGCUGUGGCUGCAGAGACAGCAGCUCCGGCUGCAGCAGCAGCAGUCACAACAAAAGGCACACCGCCCACACCAGCAGAAUCUGCAAUACCAGCUGCUCCAGCAGCACGAGCGCAAACACCGACAACACCACGAGCACCACGAGCAUCGAGAGCCCCACGAGGCGCAAAGCCAAAGCUCGCCACCGGCCAUACAAUCAUCUUCGUCGGCGACAGCUCAGUCAGCCGCUGCUACAGCAGCCGGGCGCAGCGGCGGUGCGUCGUUUGCCAUCUCGUCUGCGCACGGAGCCGUGCAGAAGAGUGUGUUUCGCAGCCUGCACGGCGAGGCAGACGGGGGAGAGGCGCAGACGCCGGCAUCGACGGCAGCGACACCCAAGACGGUCAUGGCAGCAGCAGUCACAGACAGAGACAGACCACAGCCGCCGCUGUGCUCGAGCCGCGGCCGCGUACCGUUUGGUGACUGUACAUGGAUGAUCGAGGCGGCGCGCAAAGACGGCGAAGGCACGGCAGCGACAGCAGCAGCAGCGUCGGGCUCGAUACCGAGCUCGCCGGCCGGCCCAUCAGCCAUCAGCAGCAACAACGGCAGCCUGCGAACAGCGGUGUUCAAGCGACCGGGCGCGAUGCUCUACGCCGGCAGCGGCAACAGCAGCGGGACGCCAUUGCCAGCAUCGCCAUCACAGCCGACCUCCGAAAGCGUGGACAAGAGCAGCGGCGGGCGCCCGAAGCCGUGGCGAAUUGAGGUUCCGGCCAACAUCCCGCAUUACAUUGUGCCGCCACCGGGACGGCGAUUUGGCGGGCUGGCCAAGACGGCCGGAACGGGCUCGUCGACAGCAGCAGCCGGACGGGGCUACGGACAGCCGGUGGGGACAGCCGGACGGAGCGGGACAGCAGCAGGGCGGAUCCAGAAAAGCGGGACAGCCGGAGGAGGAGGAAUAUCGUCGGGCACGGCCGGGCCGGUGGUGCGCUAUAUGGACUUCAACCCGUGGCGCGGGCGGUGCACCGAGGACCGGCUGAACGACACGACGGUGCGCAACGGCAACUACGACCGGGUGCAGAGCAGCCAGGCGCUGACGGCGGAGACGAGCACGGCGCGAGGGGCCUGGCUGCCGACGGCAUUGCGGCGGAACAACAGCACGCCGAUGCUAGCACAGCUGCUGGCGCUGGCGAACGCGCUGGCACGGGAGCGCAGCCAGAUCGCGCCGGGCUCGCAGUUCAAGCUGCCGCCGCGCGUCACGGUGACGGACACGCGGCGGGAAACGUGGCUGCGUGACCUGACAAACGCGGCGAUUCCGCUGCGGAAGCUCAGCCGGACGAUCCCACACGGGCUCCGGGGCCGCGUGCUGCUGGACCAGUGCGCGCAAAAGGCCGUGCCGGUCGACCGGGCCAUGUGGCUAGCACGCUGCGUGGGCGCACAGGAGCUGCGGGCGUUCAAGCGCAAAGGCGCGGCGUCCGUGGCCACGCUGGCCGAGGCAGAGCUGCGCUGGCUCAAGGACUGGACGCUGACGGCACAGCUGUUCCUGGACGGGGCGCUGGCAGAGCUGGACCUGGCAGGGGGAGACCAAGAGGGAGAUCAGGGGGGACGAGAGCGGCUUCAAUAUGGUGCUCGCUUCGUCAGACAGCUCUACGUCGAACGCCUCCUCGACCACGAACAGUUUCUCUACUGGAUGCUCUCCGGGCUCCGAAAUGCGGUCCGACCGCCCUCGGCUGUCGACCCGACACCUUACUUCGGCCUCUGGCUCUUCGUCAUCGAGGCCUACUUUGACGACAUCAUGCAGCGCCGCCGCGCGGCCUGCCACCUGGCCAUGACGCUGCUCGGCCGCCUCGAGCAGCUCGAGCACCAUCAACUGCUGCACCCCGGCGCCUCUUCCCCGACUCUCGCCCUGAUCCAGCCGAAAAAGAUGCUCCAGCGCAUUGUCCGCGGCCACGCCGACACGUUUGUCUGCCAGGCCGUGUGGCCGCGCUGUGAGCAGCUUCUCGCCAAGGUCCUGGCUGCAUCUACCAACACGGACUCUCCCACGUCCACUUCUACCCCCUCCGACCCCGACACCUACACCUAUUCUCUCCGUCAUGCGGUCGCGCUCUCGCUCAUCCGCCGACGAAACGCCGCUCUGCGCCCCGAGAUGUCGGUCGAGAUGGAGCAGGCCAUCCACAUGCUGCUGCCGCUGGACGACGCCAUCCGCCAUGCGGUCGACUUUGCGGCACAUUUUGCCGACUUUGUCCGUCUCGACCAGGCCGAGGCCGUGCCGUUUGUCGUGCGCUGGUGUGCAUCGAUUCACCGUCCCGGGCUGGCCAAAGUGUAUGUGGCAGCCCGGCUGAUUGGCGAGCUGUGUGGCAACGACGCGCGUCUCGUGACGGAUCACGUGCUUGCCUUUCUCUCGUCCGAUCGCCGCGACAAGACGGAAGUGCCAAAGACAGGCCAGAAGCAGAAUACAUCCGCAAACCAACGUCGGCUACACGUUCUGCACGACCGCCAGCACGAAGGCAACAAGGCGCUGUACCAGCUGGUAGGCCUGCUGACAGAACGUGGUCUCUUUGUGCCGGGAAACUACCUGGCGCUGCUGAUCCUGCAGAGCCGACCGUCGGACCCGGCCGAGAUCGUGUCCAACGGCCGGCCACAGGUGCGACUGGCGGCCGAGCUGCCGGUGGCUCUGCUGGACCGACCGACAAGCAACCUGCGGGCCAACACGUUGCGGCGGCUCGGCUACGACACGGCAUUUGAGGCCGAUGACCUGAACGGGAUCCUACAAGAAGUCGAAGCCGUGCUGGAGGAGCAGGCCAACCACGAACAGACUGAUGAUACGACCAUGAAAGACGCUCCCACGUCUUCGCUACGGCCUCACAUGUCGUUUGCGCUGCUGGCCCGCUGCGUCGAGGAGCGCAGUCGCAACGUCAAGAUGGCCGUGGCCGCAUGGCUGGACGGUCACGUGGUGACGCCGAUACAAGCUGCAGCGACGACAUCACCCAUGGCGUUGGAGAGGGUCAACGCUGUCCAGACGCUGAUCGAGAAGACGGAUGACCUCGGACUGCUGGCACGAUUCCUGCUAGCACUGACGCGCAGUCCCCAGAGUUUAGCAGUGCUGGCGAUGUGUGCCGACACAACCAGCUUACACUUGGCGGCAUUUGUGGCGCUCGGCCAGGCGCGGCAGCUAUACGACCAGGUAAUGAGCCGGGCGCUGGCCGCUACGGUCGCCGUCGACGUCGGCACGUCCACCACCUUCCAGACGAUGCUGCGACCGGGCACUGAUCUGCGGCCGCUGCUGCUGGCACUACCAGCGUUGGCCGACAAGAUGCUGCCGCCCAGUGCGCCGGGAAGUCUUGUUCUCGGCGUCGAGGGUCAGCCUCUUCGACUUGUGGCAAGAAACGCUGCUGCUGCUGCUGGUGGUUCUAUGACUCAGCAGCCAACUGGCAACGACAUCAGCCAGAGACACUACGAGGCCGGGCCCCCGAGAUGGCAGCCGGCCUGCAGCGUCGACUAG
Messenger RNA from Grosmannia clavigera kw1407, 3738 nucleotides. Its product is annotated as RNA polymerase 2 mediator complex component. The transcript has 2 exons. Gene Ontology annotation, cellular component: mediator complex. NCBI's taxonomy places the organism in Eukaryota, Fungi, Ascomycota, Sordariomycetes, Ophiostomatales, Ophiostomataceae. The record is from RefSeq and is a predicted model, not a curated record. Gene Ontology annotation, molecular function: transcription coregulator activity. Gene Ontology annotation, biological process: regulation of transcription by RNA polymerase II. Bases 1 to 3738 code for a protein of 1245 amino acids.